CAUCUUCAUCAUUUUGCCUUUGUGUUUCUUGCGUGCAGACGCGUUUUACCCGGAGCUCUUACCGCCGCGUAUAUUUUGCACUGUCCCCGGAUACUAUUACUAAUUCCGAGCAAAUCGAAGAGUACUAAAGUGUUUUGUGAAAAAAAAAUAAGUGUCGCCGCAUUUAGCAGAAAAACGAGCAGUUUUAGUCAGAUCGUAACGCCGACGACGACGCAGGAUAAAAGGUCACAAAUGCAGCAAACAACAGUUAAUCGCAAGAAAUGGCUGUUGGCUGUGAACGAGUCCCGAAUCAGUAUAAAUCCAAUCGUCGCCAAGAAAUAACACUAACAAAAUUACAGUGAAUGCGCACACACACACACACACAAUACACACACAUAUACACAAAAGCGCGCAAGGACGCACAACGAAUCAACCCACCAAUACGCACACAAAACAUUCAGACACACACACACCAGUAAAAGACAAAUGCAAACAGUGAGAAAAUCGUGAGGACAACAACAAAACAUUCAACAGACCCAAGAGAAAAAGGAAAGCCCCUUUUUCAUUUAUUCAUUACCGAUCAAACGAAGGAAAAAAAAUGUUCAGCUUUCAUAAGCCACGCGUUUACCGCUCCGCCGACGGUUGUUGCAUCUGCCGGGCCAAGUCGAGCAGCUCUCGCUUCACGGCCUCCCGCAAAUACGAGAAGGAGUCGGUGCUGUGCUUCAACCUACAGGAGCCGCGCAAUGGCGAGAUCUGCAACGCGUGCGUGCUGCUGGUGAAGCGCUUCAAGCGCCUGCCCGCCGACAGCAAGCGCCAUUGGGGUCAUGUGGUGGAUGCCCGAGCUGGUCCCGGCACCAAGUCCCUGGCCAAACAGAAAAAGCGCGAGAACGCAGAGGCUGGCGAAGGAGGAGUCGGCGGCAGCAGCUCUUUUAUACCCGAGAAGUUUGCGAAGAUCUUUAAGAAGAAUCGCAAGGGCAAGAUAACGGCCGUUCCAGGAGCAGUAGCGGAACCAGUCGCCAGGAACCAUCCACGUCAGAGCAGCUCCUCACCCAUGUCCGAGCACCAGCAGAGCGACUCUAACGAGAGCAACGACGAGGAGCACUUGCCUGUUCCCGCUUCGGUUACGGUUACUGCUACGGCUACGGGUGGGGGGGCACCACCGAUCCUGGCGGCGCCCUAUCAGACCAGAAAGCGGACGGCAGCCGCGUCGGCGGCCCAGGCCGAGCAAGGGAAGAACAGCAAGCGACCGAAGCUCACAGGUAGCAAGCGACGCUGCCAGCUGGCGCCGAAAAAGAAUCGACGGGCAGUGGACAAUGUGCCGUUCUUCGAAGAGAGCGAUCUGAUACGAUUAGAGGUCUGCUGCGGCACAGUCUUCCAGAGUCUGACUCUUGGCAUGUGUUGCUACAUCAUCGAUCCGAUGCUUUACAAGCCAUGCGAAAAGCACCAGCGCCUCAGGCGGCAGCAAGCGGAGAUGGCAGCCACCGCCGCAGCGGCCGCCAACGCCAAGCCAAAAAUGGUUCCUCCAGUUGCAGCUGCAGCUUCAGGUGCAGCACCCGUUGCGAUUCCAGCUCCAUCUCAAAAUCAAACUCCGAACCAAGGAAAUAUUGUGCAAAAUCCGAUGCCAGCUAUGAAAAAGCAUCAUUUGUUCUUUAAACGACAAUCGGAGUCCUUUCCACAGGGCGAUAUCCAUAGAAUAAGUCCCAUUCCACUGAACAAGACUGAAGUCACGGCUAUGGCUCUGCCACAUUCCACGACGGCCACCGCCACCGCCACCGCCACUGCGAGCUUGCAUCCGGGCAUGACCACAACAUCCGUCGGAGCGGCUUCACCCUCCUCGCUAUCCUCAUCGUCCAACUGCUCGACCUCGUCCUCGGUGGCCACCAAAUUCAACGACAACUCCUCGGAUUCUGGCUUCGAUGAGCAUGUCCUCGAGCGUAAAUUGAGCGUCAGUCCGCCUACAGAUGAUCUGAAGCAGCGCGGUGCCACGGCUGGUGGCAUGCAGCUGAUCCUGGCCAGCGGCUUGCCCAUAACUGGACAGACUCAGAACCUAGUGCUGGCCGGCAAUGAGUUCACCGCCAGAAUUGUGAAGCAGCGUCAGCAGCCGUCCGAGGUAGUGGUAGCGCCUGGAGCUGCACUAAAAAUCAACGUCGUUGGAGGAUCUCAGGGGAAUAGUAAUAAGAUUCGUGCAAUAUUCAACAAUGCCAACACCAUUCAGCAUGAGAACGGGGUGACCACCAUACUGCCGGCCUCCUCGCUGGCUGCCAGCAAUCAGACGGCUGCGAUGAAUGCCAUAGCCCCCAGUACGGUGACCAUAACACCGGCCAAGAAGGGUGCCACCACCACCACCACCACCGCCACUGCGGCUGUGGCGGCAGCCAAUGCCAAUCCCAAGUUUAUACUCCUCAAGUCGGCCAAAUUUGUUGGCCAGGCAGUGCCAGCAAACCCUCCAUCCUCCGCAGAGACAAAGGUCUAAAGCAAUCAAGAACGAGAGGGAGACGGAGACGGAAACGGAGACGGAGACGGAGACGGAGGAACCAGCGGAUGGAAGGGACUUGGCCAACUUGUUGAUCUAUACCUUAAAACAACAACAACAAACCCCUUUUUUUUAAAUCAUACUUUACAUAUCGUAAGAAACGCAAAAAAAAAAGAUUUAUAUAUUUAUUGAUUUAUUGAGAUUGAGAGACGCCACCCAGCAUCUGUACAUAUACGCCGCAUACGAUACGGUGGGCUUCGAGAAGCGUCCAAUGUUUAUACGAGUAAUAUUUUUGUACACGAUGAACGACGAAUGAUGCUGAGCCGAAUAAUACGUUUAUUUUUACUUAUUAUUUUUGUAUUUUGUUUUUUUUUUUUACUUUCAAUUAUAGAGAUAAUACUCAGUCGCUCCCCUCCCCCUCCCCACCGUAAUGCAUACAUGUAGGCGCAUAUGCAAAACCUUAAUUUAGAGAUUAGUUUAUGUAAAUAAGAUUAAGACCUCUCUUGGAUUUUUUUUUCCGAUUUGCUUGUCUAAUUUUAUACGGAGUCUCUCUAUAGACCGCGCAAUAUAGUCGUCUCGCCUGCUCCUCGACAGCCUGGUACAGGUUUAAUACCGUUAUAAAGGAGGUGCUGUCUCGUUUUGGACAGACCAGUACGUUGAAAACUGUGUGUUUCAUCAUUUGCGGAGAAGACGGACGACGGCAUUUAAUAUAGAUAUAUGCAGAUAUAUAUAUUCGUAGUAGUAGUAGUGCUGAUGUGUAUGUAGUAGUACAGUGCCCUAGUAGUAUGUAGACGAGAGAUGAAAUGAGCUAAGAAAAGUAACGACCGAUUACCGAUCCUUGAUCGAAAGAGAAGCAAUCACACCCCGCCCCCACUCACAAAAUGUAGCCUUAGGAAUGCGCCUCGAAAUAAAACAAGAAAUGAGACAAGAAAAUCCAUUAAUGAAA
Molecule: messenger RNA, 3398 nt
Organism: Drosophila persimilis
Lineage: Eukaryota; Metazoa; Arthropoda; Insecta; Diptera; Drosophilidae
Exons: 3
Coding region: 578-2452 (624 amino acids)
Biological process (GO): negative regulation of cell migration
Source: RefSeq, a predicted model, not a curated record